Messenger RNA from Humulus lupulus (European hop), 1101 nucleotides. RefSeq names its product zinc finger protein ZAT10-like. The coding region runs from base 125 to 919 and encodes 264 amino acids. Gene Ontology annotation, biological process: response to stress. The record is from RefSeq and is a predicted model, not a curated record. Gene Ontology annotation, molecular function: DNA-binding transcription factor activity. The transcript has a single exon. Lineage: Eukaryota; Viridiplantae; Streptophyta; Magnoliopsida; Rosales; Cannabaceae.
CUCAAAUUACAUUCCAAUUCCCAACUCAAAAAAGAACAGAAAAAAAAAACCUCUAAGACACUCUUUUCAUUCUUCCCUCGCAAAUAAAACUGAUCUGUUUUAGUGUAAAAUUACUCAUUUUGUGAUGGCUUUAGAAGCUUUGAACUCUCCUACUACCGCUACGGCUCCGUUUCACUUCGAAGACGUGGCCAACCUUAACUACCUGGAGCCAUGGGCCAAGCGCAAGCGCUCCAAGCGUUGUCGUCUCGAUCACCCUCCCACCGAAGAAGAGUAUCUUGCUCUCUGCUUAAUCAUGCUCGCUCGCGGUGGUGCCGAUCAACAGCGCCGGAAGUUGACUCCUACUCGUGCUCCGGUAGAUCAUCAGAUGGCUACUACCUUGCCAACGAAGCUGAGUUACAAGUGCUCUGUUUGUGAUAAGGCUUUUCCUUCUUAUCAAGCUUUAGGUGGACACAAAGCUAGUCAUAGGAAAGGAAACGGAGGAGAAUUAGAUCAGUCUACGUCUUCAACCACCACCAAUGGCACCACUACGUCUGCCGUGGGUACCGUAGUAUCUAACAGUACUGUUAAGGCUCACGAGUGUUCCAUCUGCCACAAAUCUUUCCCCACCGGUCAAGCCCUUGGGGGACACAAGAGGUGCCACUACGAAGGCGGGGGUGCCUCCGCGGCUUCCGCCGCAGCCGCCACUGCGAAUAGCACUUUGACCACAACCUCUGAAGGCAUAGGGUCCACUUCCCAUACUCACGCCUCGUUGAGUCAAAGCCACCGCGGCUUUGACCUGAACCUACCGGCUCUACCAGAAUACUCCCGCGAUUUCUUCGUCUCCGGCGACGACGAGGUUGAAAGUCCCCACCCGUUCAAAAAGAUCCGCCUUACGAUCUCACCCCCGAAGAUAGAAAUCGCCGAACACCACUCAAAUUAGGAGUCUAAUUUAUCUACUUAUAUUUACUUUUUAGAAUCCGUUUAUCAAAUUAGGAAACUGGAAUCUUCAUGUUUUUUUAGACACAUUUUUCCUGUACAUAGAAGUUCAGAAUUAUUUUGAUUAUUAGUUAGCUUGGUCAUAUGUAAUAGUUAAAAUUCAAUUAAUUCAAUUGUUUUUUAUUA